Pyrus x bretschneideri (Chinese white pear) is the source of this 4102-nucleotide messenger RNA. Its product is annotated as mediator of RNA polymerase II transcription subunit 33A-like. NCBI's taxonomy places the organism in Eukaryota, Viridiplantae, Streptophyta, Magnoliopsida, Rosales, Rosaceae. The coding region runs from base 150 to 4097 and encodes 1315 amino acids. Gene Ontology annotation, cellular component: mediator complex. Gene Ontology annotation, biological process: regulation of phenylpropanoid metabolic process. The transcript is spliced from 12 exons. The record is from RefSeq and is a predicted model, not a curated record.
ACCAAAAAAACACACAUGCACAUCAUGCAGGGUCACAGAAUGUGGAGCAAAUCCAAAAGACAAUCCCUCAACAUUCUUCUGAUUCUCCACCACCCGAAAUAUCUCUGUCGCCGGAAACAACCCGAAACACUGGCCAUUGUGACCGAGAAAUGGGGGAUUCCGAACCGAGCAGCCUCUGGGAUGUUGUGAUAAUGCAGACCAAGGAGGCUCAAGAAAAGGGUAGUGAUCCUCUUCUUUGGUCGAUUGAAGUCUCGUCGAAUUUGGCCUCUGCCGGGGUGUCCCUGCCAUCUAUAGAGCUCGCCGACGUUUUGGUUUCACAUAUUUGUUGGGAAAACAACGUGCCGAUUAUGUGGAAGUUUCUUGAGAAGGCCUUGGUUUUCAACAUGGUGCCCUCCAUGCUUGUUCUUGCUUUGCUUUCUUCCAGGGUUAUUCCGAAUCGACGUGUCCAGCCAAUAGCAUAUAGGCUUUACAUGGAGCUCCUCAAGAGACAUGCCUUUUCCCUCAGAUCUCAAAUAAAAGGGCCUAGUUAUCAACAGGUUAUGAUAUCAAUAGAUACUAUUCUUAAUUUGUCCCAGACAUUUGGGUUGCAAACAACCGAAGCUGGGACUACUGUGGUUGCGUUCAUCUUCUCAACCGUGUGGCAGUUGCUCGAUUCAUCGUUAGACGAUGAGGGGUUACUGGAACUUGCUCCGGGAAAGAAGUCCAUAUGGCCAACUAAACCCCAAGACAUGGACAUAGACGGUCUCGAAAAUCAUCAUGAGGAGCGGAAUGAACAAUAUGAGAGAUUGCAGAGUCGUAACACUGUGAUGGCCAUUGAGUUAAUCGCUGAGUUUCUGCAAAAUGUAUUGACUUCCAAGGUUCUUAACUUGGCGAAACGAAACAUGCUUCAACACUGGGAAGCUUUUGUUAAGCGGAUGAAACUGCUUGCCGAAAAAUCAUUGGCGUUGAAAAAUACCAAACUUACUAGUCCUGAGGAACUUCUGAAGUUGGCUUCAAACAUUUGCAUGAGCUCGCAAAAAUCCAAAUUGCGCUCGGUGCAUAAGUGCCAUUCGAUUAUGGAUUCUUCGGAUGGAAUAUGCCAUGGAACCGGUCGCUCAACCAUAUGGCUUCCCCUUGAUCUGGUGCUAGAAGAUGCCCUAAAUGCUACACAGAUCAAUGCCACAAGUUCCAUUGAGGUUAUCACCGGUUUGAUGAAGGUCCUUCAAGCCGUAAACUGUGCAACUUGGCAUGACACCUUCUUAGGCCUAUGGAUUGCAGCACUUCGUCUAGUCCAAAGGGAAAGGGAGCCUCUUGAGUCCCCUUUUCCUCACUUAGAGUCCCGCUUAUGCAUGUUGCUCUCUAUCACCACUCUUGUGGUUGCUGGCCUUAUCGAAGAAGAUGAAAGCGCGAAGGUGGACACGACAGAAUACAGCUUCGCCAAUCACUCGAGAAAACAAAAGGUGACAGGGAAGUCGCGCGAUGAUUUAGUUUCCAGCUUACAAAUGCUGGGAAAUUUCAUAGGACUGCUGGCUCCCCCUCGUUCUGUUGUUUCUGCAGCAAACCGGGCUGCUGCGAAAGCAAUGAUCUUCAUCUCAGGGACGAGGGUUGAAAAUGCACCAUUGGAUUUCAUUGGCACGAACGACAGCUCGACGGAUUGCUCAGGAAACAUGCGACAUCUGAUAGUCGAGGCUUGCAUAGCAAGAAAUCUAAUAGACACGUCGGCAUAUUUCUGGCCGGGCUAUGUGAAAGGAGGCAUCAAUGAAAUGCCUUCUAAUAUACCUACUGAUAAAGUUCCUGGGUGGUCCUCACUGAUGCAGGGGGCAGAACUUACUCCAUUGUUGACAAAGGAAUUGGUUUCAAUUCCUGCACCAAGUUUAACAGAACUGGAGAAAAUACAUGAGAUAGCCAUCAACGGAUCAGAUUCUGAGAAAAUAUCAGCAGUUACCAUUCUUUGUGGGGCCUCCCUGAAUCAGGGUUGGAAUAUACAAGAACACACUGCCCAUUUUAUUAUUAGGUUGUUGUCUCCUCCAUGUCCUGCAAAUUAUUCCGGCAGCGGCAGCCAUCUGAUCGGUUAUGCUCCGUUUCUGAAUGCCCUUGUUGUCGGGAUAUCGUCCAUUGACUGCAUCAAGAUUUUCUCACUACUUGGCAUGGUUCCACAACUAGCAUGCUCAGUGAUGGCGAUCUGUGAGAUUUUUGGGUCAUGUGUACCUAAUGAAACUUGGAGUAGCACAGCAGGGACAGAAACCUCUGCUCAUGCUGUGUUUUCUAAUGGAUUCACUCUUAUUUUGAAACUGUGGAGGUUUAAUCAUUGCUUUUCAGACCAACUAGGAUACGUUCCAACUGUUCAACCCAACCUUACUCCCGAAUACUUUCUGUUAGUACGAAACUCCCACCUAGUAUCCUCUGAAAAGGUCCGCCAGGAUCCUGAGAAAAGGAGACUUGCAGCAGUUUCAAGCUCAUCAUCUGCACACCCCAUCUUCAUUGAUUCAUUCCCGAAAUUAAAAGCCUGGUACAUGCAGCAUAAUGCUUGCAUAGCUUCCACCCUCCCUGGACUCGCCCAUGGAAACCCUGUUCAUCGCCAUGUUGAUGAGCUUUUAAACAUGAUGUUCAAAGACAAAGAACAAGGAAUAGAUUCUAAUGCUUCUGUUAGUGGUAGUCCGUCUAAAGAAGCAGACGAAGAUACUUAUUUAAGAAACUCUGCAGCUUGGGAUAUUCUGGCAGCUGUUCCGUUUGUAGCUGAUGCUGCUUUAACAGCUUGUAACCAUGGGAGACUCACUCCCCGAAAACUGGCGACAGGGCUUAAAGUCUUGGUUGACUUUCUUCCUGCAUCUUUGGGAACCAUUGUGAGCUACUUAUCAGCUGAAAUACGAAGGGGUGUUUGGAAACCAGCUUAUAUGAACGGAACAGAUUGGCCCUGUCCUGAUGCAAAUCUGCCAAAUAUUGUGGAGAAGAUUAAAAUAAUUGUAGCUGCCACUUCUGUUGACGUCCCAAGCACUGCUCCUUCAGGAAACUGUCAAGCUACAUUACCGUUGCCACUGGCUGCCUUAGUAAGCCUUACUAUAACGUACAAAACUGACAGAGAUUCAAAAAGAUACCUCGAUUUAUGCACCGUGGCCAUGGCCUCCAUUGCAGCUGGUUGCCCCUGGCCCUGCAUGCCAAUUGUUUUUUCACUCUGGACCCAGAAAGCAAAGCGUUGGGGCAACCACUUUGUCUUCUCUGCAUCUCGUGCUGUCUUCCUCCAACACCCCAAUGCUCUGAUCCAGGUUCUUAAGAGCUGCUUCACUGCAACACUUGGCUUGGAUUCCUCUCCUCUCUCAUACAACGGAGGUAUUGGAGCUCUUCUUGCCCAUGGAAUUGGAUCUCAAAUCCAUGGAAGGGUUUCUCCUGUUGCCCCUGGGAUCCUCUAUCUACAUGUUUAUCCAUAUUUAUCGGACAUUGUCUUCUUGAAUAAAGAGAUUGUUUCCCUCAUGAUGUAUUCUGUGAGAGAGAUAACAGGAAGACAGGUUCCUACCGAGAGAUGCAAGAGACUGAAGGCAGCAAAGAAUGCAAUGAUAAAAGGACAAUAUCACAUGGCUUCAAACCUCACUCGGGGUAAACUUAUGGCUUCACUUGCGGCUUCUUUAGUAUGGUUAUCUGGAGGCUUAGAUCUGGUUCAGUCAUUGUUUAAAGAAUUUCUGCCUUCAUGGUUUGUAUCUAUCCACAGUUUCAGACAGGAUGGAGAAUCAAACGGAGAUGCAUGGUUAAGGGGUUAUGUGCUUGCUUACUUUGCAUCACUGUGUGGAGGCUUUGUAUGGGGUAUUGACUCAUCAUCCUGGGGAUCCAAGCGGCGUCCAAAGAUUCUUGGAACCCACAUGGAAUUUCUUGCAAGUGCACUAGAUGGUCAGAUAUCUCUUGGCUGUGACCAGAUCACCUGGCGCGCGUAUGUCUUGGGAUUCAUUAGCCUCAUGGUGGUUUGCAUGCCGACUUGGAUGCUGGACGUUGAUGUAGAUGCCUUGAAGAGAAUCAGUAAGCGGCUGAGACAGUGGAAUGAGGAGGAGCUUGCUCUAGAUUUGCUGGGGAUUGGUGGUGUUGAUUUCAUGGGUGCAGCUGCAGAAAUGAUAAUUGAAAGCGAGCCGUAAUUUAU